UUUAUGAUGAGCCUUUUUAGUAUACAUAUUUGUCAUUUUGGAAGUACCAUUUCUUAGACUAAUAGAUUAAAAAAGGCUCUUCAAACCAUCAUAAAACCAAUAUGAAAGGAAUAAGCUUAUUGACGCUUAUUAAAACCUCUACAAGGCUAAUUGAGCAUCAACGUGUUAUUUGGGAUUUCAUCAGUGAAACACAAUGCCCAGAAAGUCUAAUGUUACGGAAUUUGAGUUCGCAAUCCGGAUCGGCUAUCCUAAGCCUAAUCUACUAGACUAAUCCUAACGGUUCACGCAACCCACAUCUGAAUUUUCUCAUUUUCAGGUUUUCGUAAUAAGUCGAUGUUGAUAUUAUUUUUCUUUGUUUUCAAUUUUAGCGUCACUUUAUACGCCGAGUUUCUUCCAACAAAGCAACGAGCCAAAUGUGUUGUCCUGCUAGACUGCUUUUGGGCCCUGGGAGCGUGUUUCGAAGUGGCUCUCGCACUGGCCGUUGGACCCAAUCUGGGCUGGCGUUGGCUCCUGGGACUUUCGGCGGCUCCACUGUUCGCAUUUGCUGUGAUUACUCCGUGGCUACCGGAAUCGGCCCGUUACCACGUGGCCAGCGGUCAAAGUGACAAAGCCUUGACCACCCUGGAGCAGAUCGCCAAAGACAACAAGCGACCGAUGCUGUUGGGCCGAUUGGUCGUUGAAGGACCCAGUGGAUCACGUGGCAGUGUGAAGGCACUGCUGGGUAGCUCUCUAAGACGGACCACGCUUCUGCUGUGGUUCAUCUGGAUGUCGUGCGCCUUCUGCUACUACGGGCUGGUUCUGAUGUCGACGGAGCUGUUCGGAGGAAAGAACAAAACCGUGCUUCCCGAAACUGAAAACGAUUGCCACCCGUUGGCGACCACGGACUACAUGGAUCUGCUGUGGACUACGCUGGCUGAGUUUCCAGGAAUUUUCGCUACGAUCUACGUGAUUGAGCGGUUUGGUCGUAAGAAGACUAUGGCCCUGCAGUUCCUGUUCUACGCCGGAUGCGUGCUGAUGAUCACCGUUACCGAUGUUCGCGUCUUCCUGACGAUCAUCCUCUUCAUGGCCCGAGGCGUCAUUGCAGGUCUCUUCCAAGCCGCGUACGUGUACACUCCAGAAGUCUAUCCAACGGCGCUGCGCUCGGUCGGAGUAGGCGGUUGUUCGGCACUCGCUCGACUAGGAGCCAUGGCAACUCCAUACGUGGCGCAGGUUCUCUUCCAGUCGUCCAUCUGGAGUGCCGUUUCGGUAUAUGGGUUCUUUGCCGUUUGCGCCAGUGUUGCCUGUAUGCUGUUGCCGUACGAAACGAGAGGCACCGACAUGGGACAAUGAUUAUUAUCCAGAGUAUACUCAGCACAACGACAUAAACCAUCUGACACAAAGAUACCUCCUUGAAGAAUUAGGAACGAACCAGAAGAAUCCCAUUUGUUAUCGCUCUUUAUUACAGUCUAAGGAAGUAGGUUACUGUAUUUUUGUUGACCAAACGACGCGUUUUUUCAAUUUGUUUAGAUUUUAGUUGAAUGUGUGAAGUGUGUAUAUAAACGACUAUUUAUUUAUAUUAAAUAACUAACUAAUUAUAUUUAUGUACGAGCUUUUUCGAAUAAAAUGUACUUUUCUAUGGGUUUAA
Messenger RNA from Aedes albopictus (Asian tiger mosquito), 1624 nucleotides. RefSeq names its product synaptic vesicle 2-related protein-like. The coding region runs from base 334 to 1329 and encodes 331 amino acids. Lineage: Eukaryota; Metazoa; Arthropoda; Insecta; Diptera; Culicidae. The record is from RefSeq and is a predicted model, not a curated record. The transcript has 4 exons. Gene Ontology annotation, biological process: transmembrane transport. Gene Ontology annotation, cellular component: membrane. Gene Ontology annotation, molecular function: transmembrane transporter activity.